CCAGACCCGGAAGCGGAUCGCGUCCAGUGAAGGGCACUCCGGGGCGCGUGCAGUGGGCAGCAGAGGACCGUCUUCUACAUGCUGAGGCCUUCCCUGUGCAUGUGGUUGUGGCCUGGCACGGAGUGUGUUGAUUCUAAGCAUCAAACAGCUAAUCUCAACAUUCAAGAUUGACUUCCAAGGACUCUCGUGUUACCUGAGGAGGAAGGCCUGAAGAGGAGGAAGAGGGAAGAAAAGCAGCAGGAAUGGCUCUGACGCAGGAACAGGUGACAUUCAGGGACGUGACCAUAGAAUUCUCUCAGGAGGAGUGGGAUUGCCUGGACCCUGCUCAGAGAGCUUUGUACAGGGACGUGAUGCUGGAGAACUACAGGACCCUGCUGUCCCUCGAUAUCUUUUCUAAAUAUGUCACCAAGGAAUUGCCACCAGAAAGGAAUAGUAAUGUAGAAGAAAUAUUCCAAACAGUGGUGUUAGAAGCACAGGAAAGCCAUGAAAUUGAAGAAUUUCAUAUCAGGGACGUCCAGAAAAAUGUACAUGACUUUAAGUGUUAUUGGACGAAUGAGGAAAGACAUUACAAAGGAGGGUGUAUGACUCAAAAGGAACAUCUCACUGAUAGACAAAAGCAAUAUGGUAGAAGGGCUGCAGAAAAAACGCAUAUUAAAAGUCGACUUGGAACAAGGUUUCAGUUACAUUUACCUGAAUUGCAGCCGUUUCAAGCUGAUGGAAAAAUUUAUGAAUAUAAGUGUGUUGUGCAGUCUAUUAACAGUGGUUCCUUGGUUUCACCCCACCUGAGAAUUCCUCCCAGUAUCAAAACCCAUAUUUCUCAUAAAUUUGAAAAUGAUUUUAUGGAUUCUUUAUUAUUCACACAAGAACAGGAAGCACACAUUAGUACAAAAUCUUACAAAAGGAAUGAAUAUGGCAAAACUUUUAAUCAAGGCUCACACUUUAUUGUAGAUGAGCUAAUCCAUGCUGGAGAGAAACAAUUUACAUGUGAUAUAUGUGGCAAGGUCUUCAACCAAAAAUCAAACCUUACAAGUCAUCGGAGAAUUCAUACUGGAGAGAAACCCUACAAAUGUAAUGAAUGUGGAAAGGUCUUCAAUCAUAUUUCACACCUUCUACAACAUCGGAGAAUUCAUACUGGAGAGAAACCCUACAAAUGCAAUGAAUGUGGAAAGGUCUUCAGUCAUAAAUCAUACCUUGCAAAUCAUCAGAGAAUUCAUACCGGAGAGAAACCUUACAAAUGUAAUGAAUGUGGCAAAGUUUUCAAUCAGAUUUCACACCUUGCAAGUCAUCGUAGAAUUCACACUGGAGAGAAACCUUACAAAUGUAAUCAAUGUGGAAAGGUGUUCCAUCAGAUUUCACACCUUGCACAACAUCGGACAAUUCAUACUGGAGAGAAACCUUACAAGUGUAAUGAAUGUGGCAAAGUCUUUAGUCGCAAUUCAUACCUUGCACAGCAUGUGAUAAUUCACACUGGAGAGAAACCCUACAAAUGUAAUGAAUGUGGCAAGGUCUUCAGUCACGUUUCACACCUUGCACAGCAUCGGAGAAUUCAUACUGGAGAGAAACCUUAUAAAUGUAAUGAGUGUGGCAAUGUCUUCAGUCACAAGUCAUCCCUAGCAAAUCAUCAAAAAAUUCAUACUGGAGAGAAGCCCUACAAAUGUAAUGAAUGUGGAAAAGUGUUUAGUCGCAAUUCGUAUCUUUCAGAACAUCUAAUAAUUCAUACUGGAGCAAAGCCUUACAGAUGUAAUGAAUGUGGCAAAGUCUUUAGUCGCAGUUCACACCUCACAUGUCAUCGUCGGAUUCAUACUGGAGAGAAACCUUAUAAAUGUGACGAGUGUGGCAAAGUCUUCAGCCAGAAUUCAUAUCUUGUGUGUCAUCGAAGAAUUCAUACUGGAGAGAAACCUUACAAAUGUGAUAAAUGUGGCAAAGUCUUCAGUCUGAAUUCAUCCCUAGCACAUCAUCAGAGAAUUCAUACUGGAGAGAAGCCCUACAAAUGUAACGAAUGUGGAAAAGUGUUUAGUCGCAAUUCAUAUCUUUCAGAACAUCUAAUAAUUCAUACUGGAGCAAAGCCUUACAGAUGUAAUGAAUGUGGCAAAGUCUUCAGCCAGAAUUCAUAUCUUGCAUGUCAUCAAAGAACUCAUACUGGAGAGAAACCUUACAAAUGUGAUAAAUGUGGCAAAGUCUUCAGUCUGAAUUCAUCCCUAGCACAUCAUCAGAGAAUUCAUACUGGAGAGAAGCCUUAGAAAUGUAUUAGGUGUGUUAAGGUCUUCAGUCAUAAUUGACAUUUACACUGGAGAAUUCAUGGUGGAGAGAAACCUUACAAAUGUAAUAAGUAUGGCAAAGCUUUUAGUGUGUGUUCAGUCCUACCCCAUUGUGAAAUUCAUACUGUGAAAAUGGAAGGGUCUUCAAUGACAAUUGAUAACUUCAGAAUCAUUGGAGUUUUUUUAUUGGAAAGCUGAUGAAUGAGGCAAAGUCUUCAGUGUUCAAACCUUCCAAAACCAUAGGAAAAUUCCUACUGGAAAGAAACUUUACAUGUGUGUUGUGGAUGUGUUAAAGCCGUUAGUUUUUGUUGAAGGCUUACCGCUAGUUAAUCCAUAGUGAAGAGAAACUUUGCCAAUGUACUGUUUGUGACAAGGUCUUAAGGUGAAAGUCACAUCAAUAUUCACCUAAGAAUUCAUGUUAGAAGCUUCACAACUGUAAUAAGAGUACAGAAUCUUUAAGAAAAGAAUCACUUAUUUGAAAGACAGGGUUACAGAGAGGGAGAGACAGAACUUCCAUUCACUGUUCCACUCCCCCAAAAGGCUUGGGCCAUCCUCUACUGCACUCUCGGGCCACAGCAGAGAGCUGGACUGGAAGAGGAGCAACCAGAACAGAAUCUGGUGCCCCGACCAGGACUAGAACCCGGUGUGCUGGUGCCGAAGGUGAAGGAUUAGCCUAUUGAGCCACGGCGCCAGCGUGUGAUAUGUUCUUAAGGGUUGAUUAUGUGGUUGAAAUACAAGCGAAGUGGUGGUCACCUAUAUUGAAUAGCAAAAGCUAAUGUAUAACAAGAUUGAUGAAAAAUUAGCCUUGUUUUUGAAAUUUAAGAGAGCAUGGUUACCAGAGAGGAGCAUUUAAUCAACUGCAAAGUAUGCUCUUAAUCAGGAAUCAUGUUCAACCGCUAGCAUUGUAUUUCCUACUGCUUAAUUCAGAUUAUGAGGUCUUAAUAAAAUUCAAUCUUUUUUCAUAGCUGAUUGAAUCAUGUUCUUCCUUAAAACCAACAUAGUUUUGUCCCAAUUCACUAGGAUGUUUCAGGAUGGAUGCUAACGAUGCCACCAUUAGGUUCAUGUAGUUGAAGGAUCUGUUGUAAUUGUUUCCCAUGGUGGAACCAAACAACAUAUAAUUUGGAAAACAUAUGAUCAUGUCUUGCCCUUGAGUUAUUCUCGCCAUGUUUGCCAAAGGUUAAAUAUAUGGGUAUAAUGGAAAAUCUAAUAGAAAUGUAAUUUCAAACUCUGAGACCUACAACAGUGUUGAUGAACAUGCUUUUGGUAUGCCAAUUAAAACCACAUGAAAUCCACCUUAUUUUACAUACAGUAAAAAAAUAAAAUGGGAUUAAGGACAAAAAUAUUUCUUUUUCAUCCUUGAAGUAUUAGAUGAAAUAAUUUGAGGGGUUGGCACUUUGGUAUAACAGGUAAAGCCGCUGCCUGUAGUGCCAGCAUCAAAUAUAGGUGCCGGUUCAAGUCCUGGCUGCUCCAUUUUCAGUCCAGCUCUCUGGUAUGGCUUGGGAAAGCAAUAAAAUAUGGCCCUAAGUCCUUGGGCCCCUGUACCCUUUUGGGAGACGCUGAAGAAGCUCCUGGCUCCUGGCUUUGGAUCGGCCCAACUCCAGCCAUUGCAGCCAUUUGGGGAGCGAACCAGUGGAUGGAAGACAUCUAUCUGCCUCUCUCUCUAACUCUGCCUUUUGAAUAAAUAAAUAAUUAGAAAAGAUAAAUCAUGAAUUUCCUCAAGAAUGGAUGUACAAGAUGGGAUCUUUGUUCAGAAACUAGAAACUUCAUAGGUUAAUCCACAUAACAUUUUUGAUAAUUUUUACUGGUGACCACAGGAACUGAAUUGAACAAUAACCAAAAGUUUAGUUUGUGAUGUUGUAUACUGGUGUUGUAUACUGAAAGUGUUUAGUGAGUGUUUAUUACAUAAAAAGGCUUUCCGAGGAAAGAGUACUUUCUAAACUGGUCCAGUAAUGGCAUGAGAGCAGGAAAGCUGACUGGCUUAUGUCACUGUGGUGACAAUGUGGGACUGGAGUGCGGGGAUUCAGAUGUUUUUUUUUCCAAAUGUGUUUUUAUCUUCCAGUUGCUGCCAAAGAAUUUAUUGUCCUCAGUGGUGAGAAUACAAAGAGGAAGAAAUGAGACUUAAAAGUCAAUAAUUAAACAAAAAACGGAGUUCAGCUCCAUAGUACAACUGUGAAUGUUUUACUGUUUAUACUUUUGACUUUGGUUAGGGAAGAGUACAAUUUUCUUCAUGCUUAUAGUUUGUCAAAAGCUGGGGCCAGCACUGUGGUGUGGCAGGUAAAGUUGCUGCUGCCUGCAGUGCUGGCAUCCCAUAUAGACCCUGGUUCCAGUCUGGGCUGUUCCACUCCAAUCCAACUCUGCUGUGGCCCGGGAAAGCAGUAGAAGAUGGUCCAAGUCCUUGGGCCCUUGCACCUGCAUGGGAAACCUGGAAGAAGCUCCUGGCUCCUGGCUUCAUAUCAGCACAGCUCCAGCUCUUGCAGCCAGUUGGGGAGUGAACCAGCAGGUGGAAGACUGACCGACCUCUUUGCCUUCUCUCUCUCUAACUCUUAAGUCUGACUUUCAAAUAAAUAAAUCUUUCAAAAAAGCAGUUUGUCAUAUUCCCUUUCUUCUGCACACUGGCUUCCAUCUCCCAACAGUUGUUGAAAACAUUUUUGAGAUACUGCUUUCAGGAGUUCCAUUAAAACACGGAAAUGACUGUGAGAUAAUCAAUUUUAUAAGUUUUCCUGGAAGAGCAUUUUAUAAAUGGUAUAAAAAUCUCAGGGACCAGUGCUGUGGUGCAGAAGCUUAAGCCUGUUUGCAGUGCCAGCAUCUCAUAUGGGCACUGGUUUGAGUCUCUGCUGCUCCACUUCUGAUCCUGCUCCCUGCUAAUAUGUGUGGGAAAGCAGCUGAAAAUGGCCUAAGUACUUGUGCCCCUGCACCCAUGUGGGAGAUUGGAAUGAAACUCUUGGCUUCAGUUUGGCCAAGUGGUAGUGAACCAGGCCAAAGCUAAGAACCCAGAACUCAAUCCAGGUCUCCUGUGUGGGUGUCAAGGAGCUGAGUGCUUGAGUAAUCACCUGCUGCUUGCCAGGAUCUGCAUUUGCAGGAAGCUGGAAUAGGAGGCAGAGCCAGGACUUGAACCCAGGCAGUGUCAUGGGAUGUGGGCAUCUGAAGCAGUGUCUUCUCUGCUCAAUGCCCACUCUGAAUCUCUGUAUACAUUAUUAUUCUGAUCCGAGUUUGUGCUUCUCUGUGUGUAUCCAUUACUUUAGGUCAUCCAGUUUAUCUGUGUAUUGUUCAGGGUAAGUGUUUUGGUUCUUUUUAUUUUUGAGAUAUCUCUUGUAAUUUCUCUUCACAUUUUUAUUUAUAUAAUUUCUGUGUUUUUUUUUUUAAGUCCAGGUACCAUUUUGCCAACU
Molecule: messenger RNA, 5644 nt
Organism: Lepus europaeus (European hare)
Lineage: Eukaryota; Metazoa; Chordata; Mammalia; Lagomorpha; Leporidae
Product: zinc finger protein 83-like
Biological process (GO): regulation of DNA-templated transcription
Source: RefSeq, a predicted model, not a curated record